Messenger RNA from Oncorhynchus gorbuscha (pink salmon), 875 nucleotides. Its product is annotated as CASP8 and FADD-like apoptosis regulator. The coding region runs from base 94 to 732 and encodes 212 amino acids. The transcript is spliced from 4 exons. NCBI's taxonomy places the organism in Eukaryota, Metazoa, Chordata, Actinopteri, Salmoniformes, Salmonidae. Gene Ontology annotation, biological process: proteolysis; negative regulation of extrinsic apoptotic signaling pathway via death domain receptors. Gene Ontology annotation, molecular function: cysteine-type endopeptidase activity. The record is from RefSeq and is a predicted model, not a curated record.
UCUGUUCUGUAGAGCCCAGUGGAUGUUUACAGGCUCCAGUCAGACCCACGGGGUGAAUGUCUCAUCAUAGACUGUGUUGGCAGUGAUGGAGACAUGUUGGAAGAGAUGUUCAGCGGGCUCCAAUUCAAGGUGACCCUGGUUAAGUGGCCGAGAGUGGGGGAUACCCUGUCUCUUCUCAGGCAGGCUGCCCAACCGAGGCAGACCCAGGAAGUUGAUGCCUUCGCCUGCUGCAUCAUCAGCCGUGGUACUGCUACCGAUCUGCUGGCUACAGACUCUCACAGGCUCGGGGUGCGUCUUGACACGGUCCGACACCUCUUCACCCCUGACUACUGCCCCAGGCUGGCUGGCAAGCCCAAGCUGUUCUUCAUCCAGACCUAUAGUGUGUCAGUCCCCCAGGACUGCUCCUCCAGGCCCACGGGUCACCCUGCUCACAGGGAGGGGGAUCUGGAGACAGACGGGUAUGGGGAACCUCUCAGUGUGGAGACAGUUCCCACCGACGCAGAUGUCUUCUGGAGCCACUGUUGGACAGAUGAGGGUCAGCUGGAGGAGAAGGACCAUCGGUCUGUGUACCUGCAGGCCCUGAGAGAGGCAGUUCAGAGGAGGAGAACACAUCUAGUGGAUGUCCAUACAGAGAUGAACAGGGUGAUCUUCGACCACAACAGAAGGAAUCCAGGAGCCAGAUACAACAUUAAUCUGAGACACACACUCAGGAAGAAUCUCUACAUGUUAUAGAUAGACAUAAUAUAGUUUUCUCUACUGUAUAACCACUGAGCAGUACUAGAUUAUAUUAUACAGUAUACAACAGCACCCUCUACUGGCAGCUUUGAUAACCACAACAGCACCCUCUACUGGCAGCUUUGAUAACCACAACAGCA